This is a messenger RNA of Mizuhopecten yessoensis (Yesso scallop), 2569 nucleotides long. RefSeq lists its product as uncharacterized. The coding region runs from base 167 to 1318 and encodes 383 amino acids. The transcript has a single exon. The record is from RefSeq and is a predicted model, not a curated record. Lineage: Eukaryota; Metazoa; Mollusca; Bivalvia; Pectinida; Pectinidae.
UAUAAAUAGACGCUCCUAAAAUUGAAAAGUAAACAUUCAAGUAACGAGAAGAUAAAAGCAGAUUGCCUAUUGAGAAUCAUACAGUGAGAUAGGCUCUAUCGAAGUUAGCACGGCAAGGUUUGUAAAGUAUACCUCGUACUACCGAACACUUGAACGUAAACGUAUAAUGGCGGACCUGACACAAACAGAGGAGUGUAUCGAGGCUAUCCGAAAGGCCGCAGAGGCAUUGUGUUCGGAGACAAAUAAGCUACGGGAUUCCAUGAUCAGGCGUGUAACACGCCAAUAUCAGGGUAAAGUCAGCAAUGGAGAUAUAGGUGAGGCGAACGAAAUCGGGGGAAAUGAUACAGACCUGCCAUUGCAUUUCCAACCCGGAGACAUCGAUGUCCAGAAGAUCCAGGCCAUCCUCGGGCGACUUGAAGCCAACGCGGACACGGCAAAAAAUGCAAGGCUACGGAAAAUGGCUUCAUUCCAAAUCACAAACCAGUCAGUGGAUGUGUUGGUAUCCACUUCCAGAGAGCAUGCGUGGUUGUGCGACCAUCUGAAGAACCUCUGUUUGGUCGACAAGGACGGCAAGACAUUGGUCAAACGGAAACUUGAUCACGUGCCGGAAUCUAUCACGAUCUCUGACGACGGCACAGUGUACUUCACGUCCUACCGGGAAAAGGCUAUCAAGAAGCUGGACGUGUCGGGAAAGAUUACAUACGUUCUGAACACGUCGCCUCUACAUCCUGUGGGACUGUCUCUUGCAAAUGAAGGCGACCUGCUCAUUUGUGUCGUUGACAAGUUCGACUUCGUGACUGGCAAGAAUAAACCAAAGGACAUACUGAAGGUAAAAAUAGACAGGGGUGAGGUCAAGUCUGUCAAGUUCAAGGAUGACAGCGAAAAGCUUACUGCUCCAUACCGAAUUCUGGAGAAUACAAACGGUGAUGUUUUAGUGAUAGAUGGACUGUCAGAAACCUCUGGACGAUUAGUGGUGUUCAAUGAUGUAGGGGGCGUGAAAUUUACCUACAGUGGUGAUGAUACCGGAAAUGGUCAGCCUUUCUGUCCAACAAACAUGUGCAUUGACCAUAUCGGAAACAUUUUUGUUGUGGACGGUGGGUCACACUGUAUCCACGUAUUGAACAGUGUCGGGGAACUGCAGAGGAAAAUCAUCUCGGAUGAGAUUGGAGGGGUGGAGCCGACCAUUCUGAGCAUCGGGCAGGACGGGAUUAUGUGGGUAGGACAUGCUAAUGGCGAGGUCGCUGUGUAUAGGUAUAGGCGAUCUCACAGAGCGUCCGGAGUGUCGCGGGUGCGAGAUGAAAAGGAAACAUUUUUCUGAAUGGAACAUACUGUCCAUUGUACGUUUUGACCUAUACAACGCGAUAUUGUGUGUAUCGGAUGUAUCUGCAAUAAUAACACAAAUAUGAAUCGAAGAUUCAGUAGGCUUUGUUGAAGGCAAAUCUAAUGGAUUGCAAUAUGAGUUUAGAUGCUUGUUGUAUAAUGAAUUAAUCUCAUUUGAUACGUUUUAAAUUCAAAGGACUGUGAUUAAGUUAACCGGCAAUGCAUGGUUCUUUAUGUGUAAAAGUACUGAAAAAGAAACUGUAGCACCCUAUAUAUAUCAUACAUGUGUUGCCGAAAAUUAGCGAAAACUCCUUUUUUCAAAUAUACCAUUUCCAAUUAUUGAACAAUAAAUAAAUGAACUACCAAUCCGGAAGUUGAGAGGUAUCUUACAUUUUACAUACGAAUUAGCGAGAAACAUUAAGAAUAUAAUUCUAUGAAUUAAAAUAAUAGAAUAUUCAACCAAAGUGCUGUAAAGUCGAUAUACAGUAAUGCAGGAAAUGUAUAACCAUGUGCUUACAUUUGUAAUUGUGAAAUCACGAACGACAAGUCUGAAUUUUCAAAAUGUUUAGCUCAAAAGAAUAAGAAGUCUGUCUACAACUUUAUUGUUAAAGAGUGCUGUCAACUUAAGUGAUGUACAGAGAUAGGAUUAUAAAAUCGAGUUAAUGUUUAUGGGACGUAUUACACGAUACGUUAUCUUAAGAAAAUCGGACGAAGAUUGCGCAAUGUACACAGGUUCAUACAUGUGUGACAUUAUGUAUCCAGCGCGGAUCUGUGAGUCACGGGUAUGUAUAGUGGUUUAUCAGCUAUGAUUCAAGUCAUCAACUAUCCACAGUAUAUCGCAUUGGUAUGUGUGCAAAGGUUAUCAGCUACGAUUACAAUCUUUAUUUCAUCAGCUCACCACUGUCAAGAUUAUCAAGAAAUCAUGUGUUAUAAGUAAAAUGUGAUUAAAGGGAGCUUACUCUAUUUCUACAUCAAAUAAAAUGUACUUCUAAUGGUAAUAAAGGAAUUCGAAGGUAUAGGCCUAGCGGUGCCUCCCGUCUAUUUUUUUUUAAAAUGUAGCAUUUGUACGUGUUCACUGGAAAUUAAAGACAUAUUAUUUAACUGCAUCCAUUUAUCAAUCAAUAUAAAGCGUCGGUACUAACUUCGCUACAAAUCUAUAUACAUGUAACUAGUAUCAGCCCGCAGUGAAUAAACAUUGACAAUCAUUCAGCAAUAUCACUAAAAGGUGAAAUAUUUUUUUUAUCCUAAA